AGAAAUCAUCAACAAGUUGUAAUAUUAGAUCUAGAUCUAGACCAAAAUUUUUGAAGAAUUGUUUUAGUAGAGAACUCUUCUGAAAUGAAGUUUAAUGGUAGAUGUUAAUAGAAAUCUAAAACAGAAAAAGAUCUAAUUUUCCUAGAAUCGGCACUCUGUUAUAAGUCUUCUAUGAAGACACCAAGCGCCUAACCCAGUUUCAUGAACACCUUACCAUGUUGACCAUGGCGUAUCACCUCUUCUCUGCAGUAGCCAUAACCUUACACCUGUUAGUUUAUAGGAACUGGGCCGGCUUUGUCCUUCCGCCCCUGGGAGACAGGCAGUAUGUCCAGGAGGGGGACUUGUACAUCGGGGGCAUCUUCUCAAUGACCGCCUUCGACCCAGUCAAACCUUGCGGACAAUUUGUGGACACUUUCAACGCGAUUGAAACUGUUGAGACCAUGGCCUUCAUGGUAAAUGAACUGAACAAGCGCCUACCUAUUCAGCUCGGAUUUGUUGUGAUUGACACUUGCAGUAAAGAAAGUGUGGCAGCAGUUCAGGCUCUUCGUUUCUUGCCUCUUUCUGAUACGGAAAGCGACAACACUUCAGCUACCCCAGAACCUCUAACUUUCUACGAUGUUAUUGGUGUUGUCGGCACUGAUCAAAGUUUUACCACUAAGGCAGUCUCCAGAAUAUUGAAUGCAGCCAACAUUCCAAUCAUCAGCUUCUGGGCUACAGACAUAGCUCUAGCUGACAAAACUCUCUACCCUAAUUUUCAACGAGUGAUAUGGUCUGACGAGGAACUUAUAGAAGCCAUCGUGCAGUUCCUGUUGAGCAACCACUUCUAUUAUUUCACCAUCAUGUAUGAAAAUGAAUACUCCUUAAGAAAAGUCUUUGAAAGAAUCUUGACAGAGUAUGGCGCGGACCGGAUAUGCCAUCCCGAGGAGGUCAAGGUCACGGACACGGACGACAUCGAAGACAUUAUUCGUCAUCUUAUGAUCGACAAGUUGAGGCCACAUGUCGUGGUUGUCCUUGCUCACACCAAAGUAAGCGGAAUGAUCGCCGACGCUGUCAUAAGAACACAGACAGAGCACAAACUCCUUUGGGUAGGGGGCGACGCUUGGAUGAGAGCAUUAUUCCACAAAGGCGGACCACGGGGUUCAGUUGGCCUUUCUUUCUACCGGACAAGGCUGGUAAAUUUGGAAAACUACUUUCGAACGUUGAACGCCUCAAAUAAAAAUCCUUGGUUCUUGGAAGCCGCAGUCACGAAAUUUAGCUGCGGCGAAUUAAACAGGGCGUCUUGCGUCAAUGAAAACAUGAGAAAUUAUCAACUGUUUGAGUUGGGUCUGCUGUAUGUCCUUAAGGCUGUGUUGGUAUACGGGACUGCUCUUUCAGACUUCUUCCGAGCCUACUGCAAAAAUGGUAGUUCCAAAGAAAAUCUGCUCAUUUGUUUUAAGAGGAAUGUCGAAUGGUUUCCUAAUUUCCUUAAAGACGCGCCUAUAAACUGGGACCUAGUACCUGACUUAAAUGUAGCUGAUGAUGAUAUUAAUACUAACGAUGGUUGGCGUUUUUCGGUUUACCAGUCCUUGGGAAUUCCCCACGAUAUCCACCGAAUACAGGAUAUAGUUUUAAAUAGCCACGCUCCUAUACAAGUCAACUCUCUAAAUACUAGCUUUUUUUCCUUUGAUGUCAAUAAGCUGAUCGCAACGGAUUACUGUAUGCCGGUAUGUCGGUUCGGAGAGUACCGCUUCCAUAUAAGCCAGUGCUGUUGGAUAUGCAAGCCUUGCCGAGCCAAUGAGAUAGUCAGCAAUGCUGCCACUAGCUGCAAGCAAUGCCCAAUCCUGCACUGGCCGAGCGAAAGGUCGGACGGCACAGGCAGCUGCGACUUCAUCGAGCCUCACCAUCUGGACAAUAACAUCUACCUACGCAUCGUCUUUCUCUCCAUCGCGAUACUUGGAUUCAUGACAAAAGUGGGAACACUGUGGUGGUACAGCCGGAACAAAGAGAAUGGGAUUGUGAAGGCGUCCAGCAUCGAACUCAGUUGCGUGCAGCUUCUGUUUUUGGGUUGUGGCUACCUGUCCAUUCCUGUGUUUCUGACACAGCCAACAGACUUCUCUUGUAGCUUUGGAUUUCUACUAUACAACUUAAGUUUUAUUGUGACCUAUGCACUCGUUUUGUUCAAAGCCGUACGAGUCUAUAGAAUUUUCACUCAUUACAAGAAAAACCUAAAAGUGUCUUAUAUAAGUCCUGUGUUUCAAAUCACAGCUUGCUUUGGUUUCGUUCUCUUUGAGGUGCUACGAUUUUAUAUUUUUAAUUGGAUCAAUCCAGUCAGAAGCGAAGUGCAUCAGCCAGAUCCGCUGAUCCCUUUCACGGAACGGGCUUGUGUGGUACCUAAUGCUAUAAUGUUCAUCUUCAUUAUCAUCACCUUCGUCGUUCUCCUCAUGUGCACCGUCCUGGCUUUCAAGACGCAGACGCUGCCGAACAAGUUCAGAGAGAGUAGGUACGUCAGUCUGUGCGUGGUCACGACCUUGCUCAUCCUGUCGGCCUUCACCCCAGCCUACUUCACCAUCGUCUACAGGGAGGUGCGCAUGCUGCUGCUGCUGGCUGGCGUCGUCAUCAACCACUCGUUCACUUUCUUCUUCCUCUUCGUCACCAGGAUUAUUGCCGUGGAGCAGAUGAAGCGGGCCAGGAGGCAAAUAGCGAAGGCAACGCCGUACCAGCGGUUCCACAGAACGUCAAAGCUCGGACCCGACGGAAAUGCGAUGGAAACCGCCUUGGACUAAAUCUGAAACUUCAUCCAUUUUCUGCUCUUCCUUUAAAUUUUUUUUUUAUCUCUGCGAGAUAAAAAGUUUGAUCUCUCUUUCUCUCUCUCUCUCUCUCUUUAUAUGGCCGUUUGAGAUUUUAUUUGUUCACUGAUGCUUUAAUCACGACCCUCAGGCAGUAUAUCAGACAAGCGUUGCUAACCCACCCGCUGAAAGUGCGCCCACAAUGUAGACAAUGCAUACAGCAGAGACGCAGAGACACAAUAUUUUUUGAUGUGUUUUGUAUAGUACAUAUUUCAGGCUUGUAGCAAGCUCAGUGAAUUCUGUUCCAACCUCUUUUGGUGGCCAGUGGUAGGAGGCAUCAAUAGAAGAAUGUUUCUGAAGUGCAGAUAGGCGCUCAUUAAACACAGCUCGUUUGUUAUACACUUAAUUUAACAUUAUUUCCAUAUUGCAUCACUCACUUAUGUAACAUUAUUUCCAUAUUGCAUCACUCACUUAUGUAACAUUAUUUCCAUAUUGCAUCACUCACUUAUAUAAAAUUAUUUUCAUAUUGCGUCACUCACUUAUGUAACAUUAUUAUAUUGUACCGUACACGUGUGUAAUAUCACACACUCAAUGUUACAUCCUACACUUUAUGUUACAUCCUACACUUCCUGUUACAUCAUAACUUAAGGUUACAUCCUACACUUCCUGUUACAUCCUACACUUCCUGUUACAUCCUACACUUCCUGUUACAUCCAACACUUCAUGUUACAUCAUAACUUAAGGUUACAUCCUACACUUCAUGUUACAUCCUACACUUCCUGUUACAUCCUACACUUCCUGUUACAUCCUACACUUCAUGUUACAUCCUACACUUCCUGUUACAUCCUACACUUCCUGUUACAUCCUACACUUCAUGUUACAUCCUACACUUCCUGUUACAUCCUACACUUCCUGUUACAUCCUACACUUCAUGUUACAUCCUACACUUCAUGUUACAUCCUACACUUCCUGUUACAUCCUACACUUCAUGUUACAUCCUACACUUCCUGUUACAUCCUACACUUCAUGUUACAUCCUACACUUCCUGUUACAUCCUACAGAUAUCUCAUGACUUUAACUUAUCCUUUUUCCAUUAGCCAGUAUUGACUUUUCCAGGUAGAAACAAGGUCACGUGGCUCACACUUUGUCUAUUCUUUUUUUUUAUUAUUAUUUUAUUAAAAAGCUUUUUUUAUAGCGCAUCUUUCACGCUUAGGUAAUGCUCAGAGCGCUAUGGUCCAUUCUCAUUUGUGGACCAGUGGGGGGAGAAGCUAUCUUGGAGAAGGUUUACCGUGCUGCCUUUAGUCGCCACCAGUCCACUUGGUGGGUAGCCAAGCCAAGUUCAAGCGUAUUUUGACUCUCGGUCACACAUCCCCUGACCUUAUUGACUAGACCAAGAAAAUUUGCAUUUCCAUUUUUUGUUUUUUUAGAUUCUUAAAUGAAACUAUAAUUAUUUGUUUGUAAAUUUUUUUCAUUGGUACCUUUGAUUGUCUAACUAUUUUUAAAUUAAUGCUCUUGAAAUACAUAUUU
Molecule: messenger RNA, 4292 nt
Organism: Biomphalaria glabrata
Lineage: Eukaryota; Metazoa; Mollusca; Gastropoda; Planorbidae
Product: metabotropic glutamate receptor-like
Exons: 6
Coding region: 216-2762 (848 amino acids)
Biological process (GO): G protein-coupled receptor signaling pathway
Cellular component (GO): membrane
Molecular function (GO): adenylate cyclase inhibiting G protein-coupled glutamate receptor activity
Source: RefSeq, a predicted model, not a curated record